ACUCGUCACACCCAAGAUUCACUUGCAGUGACGGAAUUCACCCUAUUUCGGAGCGUCGCUAGGCUCUUUCCGUCCGCCGGAGGUGAAAAAGCAGCAGUCAGAGCACGAGCUUCCGUUAUCUGUUGUGGCUACUGGGCCAGAUAGCGGCUAAGCUGGGCAAGGGAUUAUGCGCAAUCGUGCGGGCUGGCGGAAAGGUCAUCGCGAGCCAAAGCCUGUCAUCGCCUCAACUCCAUCUAUUGUCAGCACAUUUCAUGCUGAAGCCUGCGUUUGGACGUUGGACCACGGUAGUGUCGGUUGUCGCGGCCAGGGAAGGGAAGCGGGAAGACGGGAGAGGGAGAGAGAGCGAGAGAUAGAGAGAUAGGAAGGGAGGAAGGAGAAGGGCUCGUGGUGGACUCGGGGAUGAGUGAAUGACGAAUUGGCUUUGUGAAGAGGUGGUGCGGGAGUUGUUUUGUGCUGUUGUUCCUCACUCCGUUUGCCGUCGGAGCAUUCUUUGAGGCGGGGAAUGCGCGCCGCUAGUAGCUGGCCGCGUACGCAGGUACUGGCAGUGAUUGUGAGUAUCGAGAAGAUUGGGGAAAUGCGUUAGAUGGUUGUGUGCGUCCUUGGCCUGGUAACCUUCGACGGCGUCAUUGGAGCUGAGCAAGGGGUUGACUGUGGUGUAGUUUCUUGCAGCCUGGGCAUGAAGAAAAGUACCCCCGAGUGCUUUACAUGUAGCAUUCAAGCAUCAAGUCGCCGACGCUCCCUAGUUGCUAGCCUUGACUUAUCCGGAAGUACAGGUGAGGUCUGCGGAACGCCGUGAGCGAGAUGGCGGGAACUGGGAACAGUCCUGUGGUGGCCAUCAAGUUAGCCAGGUCGCCUCAAACAGAAUCGUGGACGCAGGACAAGCUCUUAGCUGGUGAUGUUGUGCUCCAGGUCAGCAGUGACAGUGGAGUUAUGUUAGUUGCUCCAUUUGCUGGCGGGAAGAAAGGCCUCAUCCGUGAGCUGAAGAAAUUGUACAACGUGUCAGGCGGGGUAAAGGUCAAAGUCAAAAGAGGUUCCUCCGUAAUCGAGGUUCGAGCUAAAGUCGCGGUGGACGAGAGUUCCCUGCUGAAGAAGACGUAUGUACUAGCUAGUGCUACUGAUAGCGGUCAUGUAGCGACAUUGGUGGAUGCCAUGGAACAAGAUUGCCUGGUUUUGCAAGAAAAAAGUCGAAAGGUACUGGAAGCAUCCAAGAUACUGAAGGAGUACUCCAAAAAGGAUGACUUGCUUGUGAAGUUAGGCAGUAUGAAGUUGAAGGACAGCUAUGUUAAUUAUCCUUGGGAACAGAAGAUGAUGACUUUCUUACCUGUCUCGGGCUCCGCGAUGCUGUUUUCUCUUCUCAUCAUGCCACCAGCUCUAUCGACAAGGGCUCGCGACUACGCUUGUGUUGAGCAAACAUCAUCUCGGGCAGUUGCCUGGCUAUCGGCUGCCCAGGCGUCUGGAGUGCCGAUCACCUUCGUCAAUAUCCAGACAGAGCAUCUCUUUAUGCAAUUUGCAGAUUACCAAGUUCCAGGCUACAAGCAGGACCCUGCGGUUAUUAGCAAUAGUGGUUGUUACAGAUUGCAGGAUCGAGAAGCCAUGGAUAUGGAUGUUGUAAGAGCAGUACGAUUAUGGUACUCGCCUGCAGCUGCUGAGCUUGCCAUCGACCUGAGACCUGAAGCGAACGAGUCUCGCCUUGGUGUUGGCAUCAGCUGCACAGAAGAGGGGUUUUGCUAUGUCUCUUCUGUGGACCCAGGCACAGUGGCUGACCGAGCAGGGCUGUGGACUGUAUAUCAAGAUGCCUGUGCAGCAGGAAAGCUGCUUGUUAUUUCUCGAGUAGGAGGGGAAAAGAUAGCGCCCUGGUUGGUUGCGUCUUCUGGUUCAAUACGGUGCUAUGAAACUAUCUCGUUGUCUAACAAGCUUUCGCUGCACCGGCAGACUGGCCAAGCUAUCCGUCUACAUGUUAUGUUGUGGGAGGGUGCUCUCACAUCUGACUUGUACCGCUCACCAGAGGAUGGUUCAAACCUGGAGGAGAAUCUUCCGUCGGUUGCGUGUAUGAGUAGAAGUGUUCAUAGAUAUUAUGACGAUCACUUACCGUAUGAUAAAGCAUCCCACCAUGAGCCGCACGAGAAGCAUUUCAUGCCCACGGAUUUGCGAGAUUUCGAAGUAACAGAUAGUCGUGCAGAGCCAUCGUUGCCCAUGAGCGGUCCAUAUCUGCAGUACAAGUACAUCAAUUGAUUUCCCAUCUGGACCCAUGUUUCAAGCCAACCUCGGGUUUUGAUAUCCGCGGCGAACAUCCUCGGACGGCGUAUUGUACAUACUGAACUUCCCAGAGACUGGGCGGUUCUGAGAAGGUGCUGGCGAGAGGGAGACCGCUGCUCCUUUCCAGUUAAAAACCUUUAAGUGAGCGUCCAAAUCGUAUAAUAUGACGCAAUCCCCUUACAUUCUGUACAUAUCAAUAGUGUAAACAACUUUCCCAGGUAAGUAUACUUUCUCACCCAACAUCUGUAGGCGCUUCAGCAAUGCCAUCUCCCCUCACUCACAAUCAAGUCAGCGGCUUAUUGUGACGUUAUGUCAACAUGUCACUAUACGGUAGAAACCAUGGAUCAGGCAGGGAUAGCUCGGGUAUAAACCCACGUGUGUUUUUGUGUACAAUUUGUGUGUGGCGACGCUGAUUAUGAUAAUUGAUGCGUCGCAGCGCCCCUUUUCACUAUUGAUCUCGAGCCUUGCGAUUAUGUGGA
Molecule: messenger RNA, 2735 nt
Organism: Physcomitrium patens
Lineage: Eukaryota; Viridiplantae; Streptophyta; Bryopsida; Funariales; Funariaceae
Source: RefSeq, a predicted model, not a curated record